Messenger RNA from Paramecium tetraurelia, 720 nucleotides. RefSeq lists its product as uncharacterized. Lineage: Eukaryota; Ciliophora; Oligohymenophorea; Peniculida; Parameciidae. The transcript has 4 exons. Gene Ontology annotation, molecular function: phosphatidylinositol binding. The record is from RefSeq and is a predicted model, not a curated record. Gene Ontology annotation, biological process: intracellular protein transport. Gene Ontology annotation, cellular component: early endosome.
GGAUUAAUUUACAAUAUUUUCAUGCAAGACAAUGUUUUCGACUUUGUAAUUACAGUAUCUCAAUCAUAAAAGAAUGAAUAAACAGUCUAUUAUCAACUUAACUUCUUCAAUCAAAAGAAUCAACUAGUCUUUCAUAAUCAACAUAGAUUUUCAGAACUUAAAAAGUUUCAUCAAGCACUUGAGACUCUCAAAAUCACAUUACCAUCAUUCCCAAGUACUUAUUGGUGGAAAUCAGUCAAUUCAGACCCUGAUUUAAUAGAAGAACGGAAACAAUUGCUGGAUCAAUAUUUCAAAAGUCUCACUUGCUCUAGAAUUGUCAGAGAUUCCCUGAUUUUCAAGAACUUCAUCCUCUCAGCCCAAAAAGAAUCUGAAAAGCGAAUCCUCAAAGAGUAGAAAGAAAAGACUAAGAAAACUGAGGGUUUGCCUAAUUAAAACCAAAAGAAACUUAAAUCCACCAAAUAUCAAACCCCAGCUCCGAUUCCAGUCAAUCUUCCACCCACUCCUGGAGACCUGAAAGAAAGAUCAUAAUCCCUGGAGCACAAACCUUAGAGUUGUAAAAUUGAGAAAGAUAACACCAAAAGUAGCAAACUUUAAUCCCCUAUUCUUAAUUUCGGAGGAUCAAAAAUCUUUAGAGGCAUCUUAUCAAACGCUGCUAAAUAAUGACAAAUUAAUUUGAAAUUUAUUGUAUUUAUUUAAUUGAUUGAUGUUCAAAGAAUAUUA